This is a messenger RNA of Protopolystoma xenopodis, 705 nucleotides long. The record is from the annotation of a GenBank genome assembly. Lineage: Eukaryota; Metazoa; Platyhelminthes; Monogenea; Polystomatidea; Polystomatidae.
GAGGAAGUUAGACUUAUACGUUGUGAGGUGUUCGCCGAUCCCUUCAAGGAAGCACGAGAUCUACUCAUAUCCGAACGCUCCAAAAUGGCAUCUAAGGCCCGGGAGUCGACAAGCGACACCGCAGGUUAUUCGGAUCCUGGGUUUGCUGGGCCUCAGAUAAACAGAGUUAAGCCGGGCAACCGGCGCGAGGAGGAGGCAGAGGAGGCCAAGUUACGGUUGCUCAGCAUGCAGAGACAAAUUACGUGGAAGCCGUUCCGUUGUUUAAUCUUGCCCCAUUUGCUCGGCCUAACUUUUCUUAGCAGAUCCCACCUGGUGAUGUCGGCCAUGUACCGUAAGGGACAUCCCGUGUCGCACAUGUAUACGGCAUUGUACGUUGGAGCCCAGAACCAGAAUAGGAGGGGCGAAUUACAUGCCAACUUGACCACCUGCAUUAAAUCAAUCGAGCACGCAAAGGUAUCAAAAGAAUUCGUACUAAGUUACUCAUGUCAGUUGCGCAGCGAGGGCAUCGAUGCACCAAAGUCGAUCCCACAAGCACCGUCAAUAAAUGUGACUCUCCGCGAAGGCGUCGGCAAGUUCGUCCCUCUUCGUGACAAAGAAGACAGGACUUUGAGACGAAAGCUGGCGAGCGAUGGCGACAUGGAGAAUAAGAGGAGAAGGAUGAAGGCGAUUCCACGGUCGACUCUUAUUGACUUCAGCUCAUGGUGA